AUGCCAUUGAUUCGUUACGAUGUGGGGACAUUUUUCCAAAUACCCAGUGUCGCGGCAGUAUUAUACUUUGCUGUGGCAGGAUUGGCCCUCUAUGCCAUUGGCAAGGGGAUCUAUAAUAAAUUCUUCCACCCCCUGGCAAAGUUCCCUGGGCCGUUCCUGGGUGGCUUCACAGAGUGGUACCUGGUUUACGUCAUAUGUUCGGUCCCAACGUUUGGUCUCGAGCUUCACAAGAAAUAUGGUCCAAUCGUAAGGCUGGCGCCAAACAUGCUAUCAUUCAGCGACGCCACAAUGCUGCCUCAGGUAUAUCACUCUGGCGCCGACAAGCCCACGUUUUACGGGUCGUGGAUGUUUGGCCAAACGGCCUCCAUGUUUCAGUCUCUCCCACACCGCGAUCACUACGCCAAAAAGCGGCUUGUCGCGGGAUGUUGUUCCAUGAGCUCCAUGAAAAUGUACCACGAACACAAGAUUACCGAGCGCGUAGAUGAAUUGUGUCAUGUCAUUCGACAGCGUGCUUCGGUCCCUGGGCGCCCAUUGGAUUUCUCCGAAUAUCUCCGUUACUUUCUCAGUGACACCUGGAGUCAUCUCGUCUACGGUAGACCCAAGGGUUUCGUAGCCCAAGGCGGCGAUGUACAGGGCCUCUUGUCGUCGCUGCAGGGCAUCUACGGCAUGUCUGCCAGUGCCGCAGUGUCUCCAUGGUUGAUGCCUUUGCUCCGCAACCCCUUCCUGCGGAAAUACUUUUGGUCCUGGACUCGGACAUUCAAGAACAUGGACAACUUGUUCUCGAACUUUGACCGCAUGAUUGAUCUCCGCAGAACAGAUGAAAAGCUCAAGGGCGAGCGCCUUUUCUUUGACGGUGUCGAUCCUGCCAACAACCCGCCCAAUGAGUACCAGUACACGCGCGAGGAUUUGAAGGCCGAGGUCAUUACCUUUACCGCCGCAACCCUCGACGGCGUCUCGGCCUUUGUCUCGCCGUUUGUCGACAACCUCAUCACGCACCCCGAGGCCUAUGCGCGCGUCGUGGCCGAGAUCCAAGCCGCCGACGCGGCGGGUCUGCUGUCGCACCCCGUCGUCUCGUACGAAGAGACGGUCAACCACUUGCCCUUUUUCAUGGCCUGCAUCAAGGAGACGCUUCGCCGCGACGCGCCCGCGCAGACCAUUCUGCCGCGCAUCGUGAGCGAGCCUGGUUACGAGCUUCCCGACGGCCAAGGCGGCAGCGUCUACGUGCCUGGGGGGACGCAAAUGGGCGCCUCACCGUAUAUUGUGCACCGCGACGAGUCCGUCUUUGGUGCCGACGCCGACGUCUGGCGGCCGGAGCGCUGGAUCCAAGCCGAGUCGGGUCUGGAACCGCGCGAGCACGAGCGCUACGUCCGCCGCAUGGAGAAAUACGGCAUGUGGUGGGGGUACGGUGCCAGGGAAUGUGCUGGCAAGUAUUAUGCUUACAUGGAGAUGCAAAAGCUGGUUGUAGAAAUGCUGAGGAGGUUCGAUGUCGAGUCUGCUGUUCCAGAAAAGAGGUUCACACAUGCCAGGUGGGCAGUGGGCAUGUUUUGGAACCAGAUGCUCACCUUUCGCGAGCGGCAAUGA
This is a messenger RNA of Pestalotiopsis fici W106-1, 1581 nucleotides long. RefSeq lists its product as uncharacterized. The transcript has 6 exons. The coding region runs from base 1 to 1581 and encodes 526 amino acids. The record is from RefSeq and is a predicted model, not a curated record. Gene Ontology annotation, molecular function: iron ion binding; heme binding; monooxygenase activity. NCBI's taxonomy places the organism in Eukaryota, Fungi, Ascomycota, Sordariomycetes, Amphisphaeriales, Sporocadaceae.